Amblyraja radiata (thorny skate) is the source of this 2777-nucleotide messenger RNA. It is a transcript of the gene tgfbi, whose product is annotated as transforming growth factor, beta-induced. Gene Ontology annotation, molecular function: cell adhesion molecule binding. NCBI's taxonomy places the organism in Eukaryota, Metazoa, Chordata, Chondrichthyes, Rajiformes, Rajidae. The record is from RefSeq and is a predicted model, not a curated record. The transcript is spliced from 17 exons. Gene Ontology annotation, biological process: cell adhesion; extracellular matrix organization. The coding region runs from base 83 to 2101 and encodes 672 amino acids. Gene Ontology annotation, cellular component: extracellular matrix.
AGCUCUAUAAAUUGCAACUGUGUAAAAGGCAGUCUCUUACCUCAGCAGACAGCCUAGGUUUUUGCUGGGGGAAACAGUCAGAAUGAAGUACCUUGUUCUCUUUGGUUUUGCCUUAGCUUUCUUUUGCAUUACCCUGACCAGAGCGAUAUCUCCCUACAAACAAGUAUUGCAGCACAGCAGGAUCAGAGGCAGGCAGCAUGGCCCCAAUGUGUGCGCAAUGCAGCAUGUCGCAGGGUCCAACAAGAAAUACUUCUCCAACUGCAAACAGUGGUACCAUCGGAAAAUCUGCGGCAAACCCACGAUCAUAAGCUAUGAGUGCUGUCCAGGAUACUCCAGGGUGCAGGGUCAGAAGGGCUGCCCUGUUGCAUUACCAAUUACCAAUAUUUACAACACGCUGGGAAAUGUUGGUUCCAGUUCCACUCAGCUGUACUCUGACCGUGCCAAGCUUAAAGCAGAGAUUGAGGGACCUGGCAGUUUCACAAUCUUCGCUCCCAGUAAUGAAGCCUGGGCUGCGCUGCCUGAGGAAACUAUUGAUGCCCUCGUGAGCAACGUCAACAUUGAAUUGCUCAACGCCCUUCACUACCACAUGGUGGACAGGCGCAUUCUCACGGAGGAGCUGGGGCAUGGCACAUCAUUGAGGUCAAUGUACCAGGAUUUAAACAUAUAUGUACACCACUAUCCCAAUGGCAUUGUUACUGCCAACUGUGCACGGAUAAUGAAGGCGGACCAACUGGCUACUAAUGGAGUUGUGCAUGUCAUUGACCGAGUCCUCAUGGCAGUUGCAAACUCGAUACAGGACACGCUGGAAAUUGAUGAUAACUUUCAGCAGCUUCGUGCUGCAGUAGCUGCCGCAGGUCUUGAGGAUAUGCUUCGCAGUAAAGGAGAAUACACGCUCUUUGCUCCCACCGACAAAGCCUUCAGCAAAAUACCACCUGCUGCUCUGAACAGGAUCCUAGGAGACCCAGAGGCUUUGAAAUCUCUGCUGAAUUACCACAUUUUGAGAAGAGUCCAAUGUGCAGAAGCCAUCAUCUCGGGCACACCAAUGGUGACCUUGGAGGGCAUGUCUCUGGAAGUGGGCUGCAUUGGUGACUCUCUUACGCUCAACAGCAAGAGCAUCAUUAUUGACAAGGACAUACUCACGACAAACGGGGUUAUUCAUAUGAUCGACGAGCUUUUGAUCCCCGAUUCCGCUAAGACCCUCUUGGAAUUGACUGAAAAGGCUGGUGUCACCAAAAUAGGCAGCCUCUUCAAGCAAGCAGGUCUGACCACCUAUCUGGAGAAAAAAGAGCCUUUAACUCUUCUUGCUCCUCAGGAUGUUGCCUUCAAGGAGGAAAUGACAGUUGUCAAUGAAGAUCUGCGUAAUCUACUGCUGGACCAUAUCGUGAAGAAUCAACUCUCAUCUAAAUACAUGUACCAUGGGCAGAUACUUGAUACCUUGAGUGGCAAAAAACUCAGAGUCUUUGUUUAUCGUAACGCUUUGUGCGUGGAAAACACAUGUAUUGCUGCACAUGAUAGGAAAGGGAGAUUUGGUGCCAUGAUGAUAAUGGACAAGAUACUAACCCCUCCCGUCGGCACCAUCAUGGACAUGCUGAAAGCUGAUGACCGCUUCAGCAUGCUGGUGGGAGCUAUCCAGACAGCAGGACUCACCGAGACCCUUAACAGGCCUGGCACCUUCACGAUCUUUGCACCAACCAAUGAUGCCAUCCUUGCUCUUCCUACCAGGGAGCAGAUCAGAGUGAUGGCGGAUCCCACAUUGUUGAAGUAUCAUAUCGGUGAACAAAUCUUGGUCAGUGGCGGAGUGGUCAGCCAGAUUGUGCUGUUGAAAACCCUGCAAGGUUCCAACUUGGAAAUGGGAACUAAAAAUCACGUUAUCAAUGUAAAUAAAAUUCCAGUUGUGGAUGCGGACCUGAUGGCCACAAAUGGUGUCAUCCAUGCCAUUGAUAGUGUUCUGCAGAUCUCUGCUGCAAGACAAACUGAGAGUCUAAAUGGCAUGGAGAUCAGCCGUAAAGAUAUCUUGCGUUUCAGAGAACGGCCUGCCAAGAUUCCAAGUAUCAGGAUGCGAAAAGUUACCAGAGGUGCUCAUCAGAAGAAAAGCAAAUAGUAAGACUUGGAAAAACAGCCACUGAAUCAUCCCAACUUCUUUCAGAAACAUUGAAUAUGGCGGAGUUUUCUAUCUCGAAUGUUCAUUAGCCAUAGUAUUUCAUUGCCUCAUUAUGAAUUCACAUAGCCUGCUUGUUUGUACAUUUUUGUUGGAAUCGAAAUUGCGUUGUUACUUUUUAUACACUGCUUGUGAUUACAUUUUGCUUUAUUAAUGAGGUGGAAUCUUGUUUGAAGGUAGGGUGACUCUUACAAGGGAGGUAGAUAACUUUAAUCACCGAUAGUAUGGUAUCUCUGUACACUAUGCAUGUAUACACUAAAGUGCAAAUGUGUGUAACUGCUGUGUAGGUGUCUGCACAUUAUUCAUAUCUGUAUUUUGCGUCAGGUUGUAAAGGUAGGAGUAUGUUUCGGAUGUGUUUGUGUAUGUGUAGCAAAUAAUUUUAUUUCAUUUGAUACAUUUGCCAGUUAGCAGAAUGUUUCUGUGGAUAUGUCUUGCUUUCCAAAAUGCUGUUAAAGAUAUUAGCCAGCAUUUAUCUGCAAGGAAAUAUUUUCUACAGUAUCAAUAAUAUUGAUUCCCUUUAAUAUUUAGGUUUGUGUUUGAGUUUAGUUUAUUGUCACCUGUUCAGAGGUUCAUAAAUUGUUGGAGCGGAAUUAGGCCAUUCUAUUCCGCCAUUCAAUUA